This is a messenger RNA of Durotheca rogersii, 702 nucleotides long. Its product is annotated as kinase-like domain-containing protein. The coding region runs from base 1 to 702 and encodes 233 amino acids. Gene Ontology annotation, cellular component: plasma membrane. Gene Ontology annotation, molecular function: protein kinase activity; ATP binding. The record is from RefSeq and is a predicted model, not a curated record. The transcript has a single exon. NCBI's taxonomy places the organism in Eukaryota, Fungi, Ascomycota, Sordariomycetes, Xylariales, Xylariaceae. Gene Ontology annotation, biological process: protein phosphorylation.
AUGCCUAAAUUCUGGCGCUCACAACAGCGGGACCAGCUUAAGCGUGAGAUCGAUACUUACACGCACCUCCCACUGCACCCCCGCCUCAUACGCAUGCUCAGCUACAACAAAGACGGCGACGAUACCUCGCUUACUCUAGAGUAUAUGCCUAAUGGAUCUCUCGCAGCAUACCUCAGGAAUAACGCGGCGACCGUGACGGCUGAACUCCGCGCUCGGUGGGCCCUCCAGGCAGCGCAAGGCGUGGCGAUGCUUCAUGCUCACAGCGUCAUCCACGCCGACCUGAAGCCAACAAAUAUGCUGCUAGACAAGGGCUUAGGGCUCCGCAUAGCGGACUUCUCGGGCUGCUCGCUCCUUGGGAAGCCACCCUAUAUCCUCGAGAGCGGUCCGUUCUAUAUGCCGGCGGACUGGAGGGAGCAUAGUGAGCUGCCCUGCAAUGUAACGACGGACAUAUUCGCCCUCGGAUCAUGCAUCUUCCAGAUCGCCACGGGGAAGAAGCCAUACGAGGGCCUGGAGGAUGACGAUAUAGAGAAGAAGUUUGCGAGUUGGGAGUUUCCGGGGUUGGAGGGCAUCCUGUUCGCAGAGGUCAUCCGCAAGUGCUGGUUUAGUGAGUUUGAGUCCGCCGAGGCGGUCCUACAGGCGUUGAGUAUGGAGGUGCGGGAUAUACUCGGAGAUUCCGAAUUUCCUUCAAAAGCGCUAGGAUGA